UCUGACUAUUAGAAUUUCGUAUGUCACUACGUCAUUUCCAUGCACGCUUAAUUCCAAGAUGCUAGGGGAACUAUCUCGUACUUAAGUCGGCAAUAUCCAGCUGCAUUGUGUUGUGGUCUAUGAACUGCCUUCGUCCACCAUUAGUGUCACUCUCUUUGAACCAAUUUAUAUAAACAACUUUCUCGUUGCUUGUCCUACCAUUGGUGAUUAAUCUGUUGCACUAGGCAAACAGGACCAGCCUGCAAGUUAAUUAAGUAGCAAUGGAGAAACUCGAGCUUGUUGAUGGUAAGGUGAAUUGGAAGGGGGAAACAGCUGUGAAGCACAAGCAUGGAGGACUGAGAGCUGCUUUGUUCGUUCUACUGGCGUUUGCAUUUGAGAACUUGGCAAAUCUUCAUUUGGCCGUCAACCUGACGACUUACUUCAAUGGGAUUUUGCACUUCGAAGUAUCUGAUGCAGCUAAUGCUCUAACCAACUUCAUGGGGACUGGUUAUAUCCUUUCCAUUAUCUUUGCUGUCUUCGCAGACACUUAUAUUGGCAGAUUUAAAAGUAUUCUCAUUUCUGGAUCCGUUGAGUUCCUGGGACUAGCAUUGCUCACAGCGCAAGCUCACUAUUCGAGCCUCAGGCCACCGCCUUGUAACGUCUUCGAUCCGACUUCUCGUUGCGAGAAACUUGAAAGUAGUGAUACUGUGUUCCUCUACGUUGCUCUAUACUUGGUUGCUGCGGGAAUGGCGGGGAUUAAAGCCUCGAUACCAUCCCAUGGAGCUGAUCAAUUCGAUGAGAAAGACCCUCGAGAAGCUAAGACAAUGUCCAGUUUCUUCAACGGUUUAUUGUUCGCCUUGUGCAUUGGUGGUGCAGUUAGUUUAACGCUCUAUGUCUGGCUUGAUGAUCAUAAAGGAUGGGAUGUUGGAUUCGGAGUCUCUGCCAUCGCCAUGUUCUUGGCUCUCAUCGUUGCUGUAUUGGGAUGGCCAUUGUAUAGGAUACAUGUGGUUCAAGGAAGUAGUGUCCUUCUGGAACUCAUUCAGGUUUUUGCUGCAGCAAUCCGCAAUAGAAAUCUUAAACUCCCUGAGAACCCUCUGGAGCUUUAUGAGAUUGACAAAGACAAGGAAGCUGCUUUGGAAGAUGAUUUCCUGCCUCACAGAGACGUUUACAGGUUCCUGGAUAAAGCAGCCAUUAAAACAGCAUCUGAGAAACCAAAUCCAUGGAAGCUCUGCAGGGUAACCCAAGUAGAAAACGCAAAGAUCUUACUUGGAAUGACCCCAGUUUUCGCUUGUACCAUAAUCAUGACCCUUUGCUUAGCUCAACUCCAAACCUUUUCAGUCCAACAAGGCCUUACGAUGGAUACAACAAUCGUUGGCUCUUUCCACAUCCCACCUGCUUCUCUACCAAUCAUUCCUGUUGUUUUCUUGAUCUUCAUAAUCCCCUUCUAUGACCAAAUUGCUGUUCCCCUUCUCCGUAAGGUCACUGGCCAUGUCACCGGGAUCUCUCACCUUCAACGUAUAGGAGUUGGCCUCAUCCUCUCCUCCAUAUCCAUGGCUACCGCUUCAAUCAUGGAAGUGAAGCGCAAAUCCGUGGCUCGAGACCACAAUAUGCUGGAUGCUUUACCAGUGCUCCAACCAUUGCCCAUCAGCGUCUUCUGGCUCUCAUUCCAGUACUUCAUUUUUGGAAUUGCAGACAUGUUUACCUAUGUGGGUCUUCUUGAAUUUUUCUAUUCUGAAGCUCCUCAAGGACUUAAAACCGUAUCCACUUGCUUCUUGUGGACUUCCAUGGCACUUGGCUACUACCUCAGUACCAUUCUGGUUCAGAUAGUGAAUCGUGCAACAAAACAUAUUACAAACAGUGGGGGUUGGUUAGCUGGCAACAAUAUUAACAAGAAUCAUCUCAAUCUCUUCUACUUGUUACUUGCUUUGCUGAGUUUGGUCAAUUUCUGUGUGUAUUUGUUUGUUUCUUCGCGUUAUAAGUACAGGUCUAAGAACUAAGAUGGACCCAAGACAGAAGCCAACUAGACCUUCAUUUUAUUCCAUUUCCGCUUUAUGUUUAUGUCAAAUUAAGUUGGUGACAAGAUGUAGAGAUCGAGUUCCAAAUGUAUUUGUAUUUGUAUUUUCAUAUUAUGUUGUUUGAUGAUAUAAAAGUAAAACCCCAAACUCAAUUUGUAUUCA
Gossypium raimondii (Peruvian cotton) is the source of this 2156-nucleotide messenger RNA. RefSeq names its product protein NRT1/ PTR FAMILY 4.5. Gene Ontology annotation, cellular component: membrane. Gene Ontology annotation, molecular function: transmembrane transporter activity. The record is from RefSeq and is a predicted model, not a curated record. Gene Ontology annotation, biological process: transmembrane transport. The coding region runs from base 261 to 1976 and encodes 571 amino acids. NCBI's taxonomy places the organism in Eukaryota, Viridiplantae, Streptophyta, Magnoliopsida, Malvales, Malvaceae. The transcript has 5 exons.